CAUGACCCUACCAAAAUCUAAUUUGAAGUACAUUGACUCGACGAAAACCAAACCCAAAUUUGACUUGAACAAGAUUCAAAUCCAACCCAAACACGUGAAUUAGCAUAUCUUGUUAUUGAACACUAUUGAUUAUUCGAGGUGUCAAAAGCUAACCCAACCGACCCGAUCCAAAUCCAACCCGAACCAAAGCUGAUUUAAAUUUCAACUUGUAUCAGUUGUAUGGAUAUAAUAAUUUAACAUAACUCACAUUUAAAAUAAAUUUGACCCCACCCUACCCAACCCAACCUCGCCAAACCCGACCCAAUUAUCCAAAUUGACACCUCGUUCCAUAUUUCUCUUUCUUUCCCGAAAUAAAAUAAAAAAAGAAUAUAAAAAUCAUUUUCCCGCAAAAAUCAUCGUACUUGGAAACUACUGGAAUGAAAGACCGCCCAUUAUACUAAAACCCCAAAGAGAAACCCAAAAAUAAGCAGCAAAAAUUGAAAAAAUGGAGUUGAAAUGCAACGAUGUGAAGAUCUGGAAAGAGGCUCUAACUUCCUACCAAUCUCGCAUUCUUUCUCUUAGUCUUAACAAACCGAACCUUGUUUGCCUAGAUGAUUUCUACCGUACUCAACUUCCUUCACUUAUUCAUUCCCGCAUCCCUACUCCCUACCUCACUCAAUCCGAGCUCCACUCUCUCAUGCAAUGGAAGCUCACCCGCGGCAAAUUCAGACCAAGGUUACUGGGUUUUGUGGCGGCCCUUGAUGAAGAAGUUGUGAAGUCGGCAUCUCAAAAAGCUUUUCUAUCUCUGCCGGAUGAUUUAUCUAAAGCCGUUUCGGAACUUACGGUUCUUAAAGGUGUCGGGCCAGCCACUGCCUCUGCUAUCCUCGCUGCGUAUGCCCCUGAUCUUGCUCCAUUUAUGUCCGAUGAGGCUAUGGAAGCCGUGUUGGGUCAGUCAAAAGAUUACUCGUUGAAACAAUAUCUUCUGCUUGCCAACAAGUUAAGAGAGAAGGCAAAGGAAUUAAGUUCAGAAGAUGAGCAAUUCACAGCAUCGGAUGUGGAAAGGGCUCUCUGGAGCUCUGCUGUUGGAGCUAAACUGACUGCUUCCUCUGCAAAGGCGCAACAAGAUACUUCAACGAAAUCUUCUGGGAGAAAAAGAAAAAAGUCUGCUUAACUCUUGCUGUUAGAAUGAUGCCAAGGAUUUGUGCCAAUACUUGAUUCACAAAUCACACUAGAGAAUUAGCCUCCGUUUUGUUAGCUGGCACUCUUACUUUUAAAUUCUGACCACAAUUAGCUGCUGCGGUAGUGGUUUUAGGAUGUUUAAGACGUGCUAAGUUUGCUUAGAAAUUUAACAAUGGUUAGAAAUAGGUAUCAGCAACGGUUUAUCUGACACUGUACUCGAUAGAUGUAACAAACUUGUUUUAUCUUCUCCUGCUCCAGCCCCUAUCACUACUACAAAAAUGUCAAUUAACAAUGGUUAGAAAUAGCUAUCAACAGCGAUUGUCAACUGUUGUAGUGUAAGUGAUGUUGUAGGAGGGGGUAUCAUUAUACAAUGGUUGGGACGUGGGAGGAACCCCAAAAUGAAUUGGGCAGGUUGAUCCGUAACAAGGAAAAUAUAAAAUCAGUGCAAAGUUAUUGAAUUAGAAUGUAAACCUUAAUUAAGUAGGAUAUAAGAGAAUUUAAUGUAAUAACUUAUAAGUCAAGGGAUGUUGUGUUCCCCUAAAAUCAGUUAAG
This is a messenger RNA of Chenopodium quinoa (quinoa), 1710 nucleotides long. RefSeq lists its product as uncharacterized. The record is from RefSeq and is a predicted model, not a curated record. Bases 485 to 1150 code for a protein of 221 amino acids. The transcript is spliced from 4 exons. Lineage: Eukaryota; Viridiplantae; Streptophyta; Magnoliopsida; Caryophyllales; Amaranthaceae.